Messenger RNA from Trichosurus vulpecula (common brushtail), 4094 nucleotides. RefSeq names its product Rho guanine nucleotide exchange factor 38 (gene ARHGEF38). The transcript is spliced from 14 exons. Bases 83 to 2425 code for a protein of 780 amino acids. NCBI's taxonomy places the organism in Eukaryota, Metazoa, Chordata, Mammalia, Diprotodontia, Phalangeridae. Gene Ontology annotation, cellular component: cytoplasm. Gene Ontology annotation, biological process: intracellular signal transduction. The record is from RefSeq and is a predicted model, not a curated record. Gene Ontology annotation, molecular function: guanyl-nucleotide exchange factor activity; protein binding.
GGAGCUUUAACCUUCGCCCCUCGGUGAUUUGUCAAGCUGUCUACUUUGGCGAGUUCCUGAGGUUUCCCUAAGUCUGGUGCAGAUGGAAACCAAGGAAGCUUUUGGAAAAGAGAACAUGGGGACCAAGAAAAAGAAUUUGACCUUUCUGAGACAGAGACUCUACAUGUUAGAGAGGAGGAAGACAGACACUGUUGUGGAGAGCAGUGUUGCUGUGGACCAUAGUAACUCCGGCCCUUUGAGACGGAGCCAGUCUGACAGAACUGAAUACAACCAGAAAUUGCAAGAAAAGAUGACACCACAAGCUGAGGCCUCCGCACCUGGGCCCACAGCCCAGGAUGAACAGCAGCAGAUAAGGAAAAUGAUGGCAAAGAGGUCGAACAUCAUCAAGGAACUGAUACAGACGGAAAAGGACUAUCUCAAUGACCUGGAGCUAUGCAUUAGGGAGGUAGUUCAGCCCCUGAAAAAUAAGCAGAUUGAUAGGUUUGACGCGGAUGGCUUGUUUAGCAACAUCCAAUCGGUGCAUCAGAUAUCAGCCAAGCUCCUGUCAUUGCUGGAAGAAGCCACGACAGACGUGGAACCAGCCAUGCAAGUAAUCGGGGGAGUCUUCUUGCAAAUUAAAAGCCCACUCGAAGAUAUCUAUAAAAUCUACUGUUAUCACCAUGAUGAAGCCCACACUAUGCUCGAGUCCUAUGAAAAGGACGAAGAACUAAAACAGCACAUGACACACUGUAUCCAGUCCUUAAAGAAAAUAUACCUGGAAGAAGGCAAAUCCAACCUGCUGGAUAUGGGAUCCCUGCUCAUCAAGCCGGUUCAGCGGGUCAUGAAGUAUCCUUUACUGCUCUGUGAGCUGCGGAACUCCACACCUCCUUCUCACCCAGAUUACAGAGAACUGGAGGAUGCCUUAGCCGCGGUGAAAGACAUUAAUGUGAACAUCAACGAACUUAAAAGGAGGAAAGAUUUGGUCCUGAAAUACAAGAAGAAUGAUGAAGAUGAAUCCCUCAAAGACAAGUUUUCCAAACUGAAUAUCCAUUCAAUUAGCAAGAAAUCCAAAAGGGUGACUAAUCAUCUAAAGAUUUUGACCAGAGGAGAAUCUCAGGUGAAAGACAGCACCUUUAACAGAGAAGAAAAACUGUUUAGACAUUUAGAAAAGACUGUGAGGAAUUGUGUGAAGAACAUUUCAUUCUGCCUUCAACACAUCCAGGAUGCCAUGCCCCUAGCUGCCCAGACUGUGACAGAGCUGCAUGCCAUUUCCUAUGACAAAGAUGCUAAGGGCAGUGACUCUUCAGCUCCCCUGAGCAAGACCCCAAACCCCUGUGAAGACUUUGUGGCUCACUUACACAGGCUGGUCCUGACCCCACUGUCGGCCCUACAGUCCUUAUUCCCAGGACCUCAGAAACUCAUCCAGAAGCGCUACGACAAGCUGCUGGACUACAAUGGCUACCUGCAGAGGUCGGCAGGUGACGACUCAGACCUGGCCAGGAAGGACUAUGAAGCUCUUAACGCCCAGCUUGUCGAGGAGCUCCAGGUGUUCAACCAAGCUGGUCGGCAGGUCCUGCUAAACUGUCUCUACUGUUUCAUCACCCUCCUCAGGGAUCUGAUGCUUAUGGCCCUGAAGCUGUAUUCCACAGGCAUGCCAUUAUCAUUGCUCCCAGCCAGCAUCAGUGAAGCUCAAAAUCGGGUGAUAGAAGAGGUCCAUAGCCUGAAUUUUGUAAAGGACAACAGUGCUACUUUUAUUGAAAGGAAGCUGAGCUUUGAAAAGAAGAAACCUGUGCCCACUUUGUCGGAGAUACCCCGUCAGACCGAAAACCACCGCUCCCAGCUUCUAGCAUCCUACAAUCUGGAGGCUCUCUACCAAGCAAAGCGCAGGUGUAAUGCUACACAGGAACAUGACAUCGACCUUCUGGAAGGGGACCUGGUGGCUGCCAUGGAGCAGAAGGAUCCCUUGGGCAGCACAAGCAGGUGGCUGGUUGACACUGGGAUUGCAAAAGGCUAUGUCUACUCUUCGUUCCUGAAGCCCUACAAUCCAGCCAAGGUGCAGCAGGCAGAUGGGGAGCACAGGUUCUGUGAGGAGGACUUUGAUAACAUCAGCCUUUUUGUGUCUUCAUGGCCUGCCAGCCACAGCGUCACACAAACUCGGGAAGAGAGCACAAGCGACAGCAGCUCCUCUCUCAACGGCAUAUGUGGAAAACAUGAAGCUGAUGGGGCUGACACUGACUCUCUCCAGGAUGGGGACGAGCAGAUAUUCUAUGCGGUUCAUGCAUUUCAAGCCCGAAGCGAACAUGAGCUCAGCCUCCAGGAAUACCAGCGGGUUCACAUUCUUCGAUUUUGUGAUCUGAGUGGUAAUAAGGAAUGGUGGCUAGCUGAAGCUCAAGGAGAGAAGGGAUACGUGCCCGCCAACUACCUGGGAAAGAUGACAUAUGCUUAGAAAGGCAGGCUCUUGGAGAAUUGUUUUAGUUUUCUGUCCAAUCAAGCGAUCGACUACCUCUUACAUAUCUGACAUGAAGUUACCAGGACAAGAAGGUAUAUCAAACACCAAAGAAAUAAUCAUCCCGCUACUAAGACUGGUGCCUUGCCAGUGACUAAGGAGAUACUGGCAAGAUCAGCUCAGAAGUGCAUCUUGAGGCAUAUCUGUGUUGAAGUAAAUACUAAGUCAAAAUUUAAUGUAAAAAAAUUGAUGUACCCACCAACUCUUUGUAUUCCACUUCUUCAGGAACUUUUUUUUUAACCAAACAGACUUUAUAGGAAUAAUCUUAAGAAAGGAGCACUAUGUCCUGUUGUAAUUUUUAAAGGCUGAAUCUACAUGAGGUUAGCUUUUCCCCAAACUGAUUUAUUUCUAGAUUUCUAGCUGUAAAGGGGCCUAGAGAGCAUAUAGUGCCAUCUUCCUCAUUUUACAGAUGAGGAAACUGAGACCCAGAGAAAUGAAGUAAUUUGUUCAAGAUUAUAGAUGUUCUAAAUUCCAGUCAAGAUUUGUGACUGGGUCUACUGCACCACAUUGUUCCACCCAAAACCCAAAACAUCUCCUCAGGGUUAUUGGUCAUAGUCAGGGCAUUAAAAAAAAUUAAGGUAAAAUAGACCGGUCAACAGUCAAUCAAAAUUAACAGUGGAAAAGCUUUGGGGGAAAAAAUGAAAAAUUAAAACACUGCUGCCCAUACAAAGCAAGUGUAGUCAAUGGAUCCUUGAUGUCUUGUGAAUUACCAUACCUAGUGAGAAAGAACCAACAUUUACUCUAAAUCCCUUUUUUCAGGAUAUAUGUGUACAGUUAUAUGUACACAUGCAAACACACACAUACUUUUUUUUUUCAAAAUAAAAUGCUAUUAGGGAUCAACCUUUCAUAAUAUGAACUCAGAAAAAGUAGUAGUUCUUAAGCUAAUUUAAUUAAACAAUUUUUUUCUAAUUACUUUGUAAAAGUGUUUUCAUCAUAUUCUUUCCUAUAAAUAUUUAGAAAACAUGAUGGCUUUAAAACUUUAAACUUAAAAAACUGAUGAAACCUCAGUGAAAAACAGUAGAGAAUUUGGAAAAAUUUAAAUGAGAAAGAAAGAUAUGUUGCCUGAACUGAACGAAGCCUUAAAUGUCAUUAUUUGCCCAUUUGUUCUUGUAUGUGGUUGGCUUUGAGGGUUGUUUUUACUGUAAACAAACAUCCUUAGUCAUUGGAUCUUAUCCAGUACAGUGGAAAGAACUUUGGCUCUGGAGUCAGAGGAUGUGAGUUCGAAUAUUACCUCUCUAGCUUACUUCCUGUAUGAACGUGGGGGAGUCACUUAACUUCCCUAGGCCUCUGUUUCCUCAUGCAUAAGAUGAAGAAGUUAGUUUAAAUCACUUCUAGCUCUAGGUCAAAUGAUAAAUCACAUGACAAAUCAUAAUGAUGUGAUCAUAUGACAUAUGAUAAUAUGAUAAUCAUAUAAUAAAUAGGUCUGUUCUUUGGGAUUUCAUCCCUAUUUGAUCAAGGUACUUCAUAGAAGUACUAAUGUAGGCUUUUGGAAAAUACAUGAUUUCGAAAUCAGUUUAAAUUUGGCCAUUUAUUUGAUGCUUUUGUUUGACAUAUUAUAAGAAGUUUCAUUGGCACCAAAAAUUUACUAACUGAAUGUUAAUUUUCAACA